This is a messenger RNA of Plutella xylostella (diamondback moth), 549 nucleotides long. RefSeq lists its product as uncharacterized. Lineage: Eukaryota; Metazoa; Arthropoda; Insecta; Lepidoptera; Plutellidae. The record is from RefSeq and is a predicted model, not a curated record.
GUCAUCAUCACGUCUUCAUUGCCAUAUUGAGUUUUUGGGCAAAAUUUUUGAGAUGUUAUGUAAAUAAAACUGUUCAUAUUUUAUGAUUUUUACCUAUUUCCUUGAUAACUAUGACAAGUUCCGUUGCAAUAGCCGUAGCCCUUUUCUUACUUUUAAAUGAUGUUACUUUGAUAUAUGAAGGCCAGUUAAUAACAGAGAAGAACUUCACAGAAUGUAUGAUUUAUCUACUCUCUGUCUGCGUAUUACUAAGGCGGUUACAAAUAAUGCCUAAAUUCAUGAGGAAGUUCCACCUCGAGAUCCCGCUAACAACGAUACUACUAGAAUUAUCCCUAGUCUACACAUGGACCUCAAUAGAGCAACUAGUGGAGGAAAGCUCAGAACAAUUACUACAGAUGCCCGUAGGGGCUGAGCUGGAAUGGCUGUUCUGUAAGCUGCGAUGUGGGAAGAACCUGACAUUUCCGAGUAUGAUGCUGAAGAUUUUCAGUUUCGUACUUCUACUUGGGGUGUGCCGCUUUCGGGAUAAAUAAAGUCAAAUGGUUAUUACUUAUA